AACUUCCACAAGUAAUUCGUGUACGUACCACAAAUCACAACAAGUUUAAUAAUAUUACAAAACAAUAUGAUUUGCUCUAGUGAAAAUAUAAAAAAAUAGUCUUAUAUAGUUUGUGCACUGUAGUCUGUAAAUAAUAUAUUCAAAGUAUUUUUUAUUUAAUUAUUAGUAGUAUAAUAAAUCAAUUGAAAAAGUAAUGGAUCCACUGAUUGAUGAUACUAUACCGUUCGGAGAAGAAAACUUUGGAAAUUCAGGAAAAUUAACUCAUCCAUAUGUAUCAUUUUUUCAUUUAUUCUUCCGCGUCUCUGCGGUAAUUCUAUAUUUCUUCGGAGGAAUUUUUAGUCAAAGCUUCAUAACUUUAUUCGUACUUAUAAUGUUAUUGUUAUCCAUGGAUUUUUGGACUGUGAAAAAUAUUACAGGGCGCAUUAUGGUUGGCUUGAGAUGGUGGAAUUACGUAGACGACGAUGGUGUUUCGCAUUGGGUAUUCGAAUCGAGAAAGGGAUCUGUGCAGAACCGAAUUAACCCGAGCGAAGCCAGAAUAUUUUGGGCCGGACUUUGGUCAGUCACAGCUAUGUGGGUUUUGUUCUUCAUCAUAUCUUUCUUUAGUAUAAAUUUCAAAUGGCUGUUAUUGGUGAGCAUAGCAUUGACGCUAAAUAUUGCUAAUUUAUAUGGUUAUAUUAAAUGCAAAAAUGGAAACCAAGAAAAUUUGGGUAUUUCUUCGAUGGCUAGCAGUUUUUUAUUUCAGAAUUUAGGAAAAGUGAGAGAAACAAUGUCCAGUUUAAAUCCAACGCCAGUAAACAGUCCGCCUAAUGUUAGACCAACCGGGAUAGUGUAAAACUGUUGAAAGAAAUUCAAAUUUGUGUUAAUUUUUCUUUUGCAUAUACUAUAUUCAAUACCUACUACAGUAUAAUAAAUGUUACUUGCAUAAUUGUAUUUUAAAUUAUUUAACAUAAAAAAAAAGUAAUCAUCAUUAUAUUGUAUUUAAUAUUGUUA
Messenger RNA from Adelges cooleyi (spruce gall adelgid), 990 nucleotides. RefSeq lists its product as uncharacterized. The record is from RefSeq and is a predicted model, not a curated record. The transcript has 7 exons. NCBI's taxonomy places the organism in Eukaryota, Metazoa, Arthropoda, Insecta, Hemiptera, Adelgidae. The coding region runs from base 194 to 832 and encodes 212 amino acids. Gene Ontology annotation, biological process: vesicle-mediated transport; protein secretion. Gene Ontology annotation, cellular component: Golgi membrane.